Messenger RNA from Saccostrea cuccullata (small rock oyster), 996 nucleotides. RefSeq lists its product as uncharacterized. The record is from RefSeq and is a predicted model, not a curated record. Bases 1 to 996 code for a protein of 331 amino acids. Lineage: Eukaryota; Metazoa; Mollusca; Bivalvia; Ostreida; Ostreidae. The transcript has a single exon.
AUGAACUGCAACCAGCAUCAAAAAGCCAUUUUCCUAUUCAUACUUGGAUGCUUAUGCCUUGUUUUGAUGAAGUACAGUUCCUUCAUUUUUUACAGAGAUUUGGAAGGUGAUUUAAAAUUUGUAAGGAGCUUCAUUGUAACACGAAAUGUUACAUCAAUUGAUAGCAUUUUACAACAAACCAAACCCACCCCAAAGUCAGAAACAAAUGUAAUUUCUUCAAAAAUCUGGAAGCAUUUGCGGAAGCCUCAUACUUACAGUCCUUUUUCAGAACCAGUUGACAAACAUUAUUCCCAAGCAGGUCAAGAUAUAGCUGUGUAUAACAUAUUUCCAAAGAAAAACGGAUUUUUUAUAGAAAUGGGAGCUUAUGAUGGUAAGGUUCAUUCUAAUACCUUGUGGUUGGAGAGAAAACAUAAAUGGACAGGAUUGCUGAUAGAAGGAAACCCACGAUCAUGUCCGAACAUUGACCGUGUCAAACGCAAAACCUGGCGUCUGUGCGCAUGCGUGGCACAUGAAAAUGAAACAACGUUUAUAGAAGGAGAUGAACUAGGGGGUUCUGAAAAAGAUAUGGCAAGGAGUCACGUCAUUCAAUUGAAAGGGUAUAAAAGAACCAAAGUACCUUGUUUCCUAUUAAUUGAUGUAUUACUAUUAAUCGGUGUUUUCCACAUUAAUUACUUUUCGUUGGAUGUUGAAGGCGGGGAAAUGGUGGUGCUAAACAGCAUGAGAGAUCACUUAAUCUCUAGACAAAUAAUAGUUGAUGUAUGGACCAUUGAGUAUCGAGCUUGGGCAGGACCAAGAUUUGAUUGGGCUAAAGGAAAGGAAAAUCUGGCAAAUUAUCGAGCCUUUUUUAAAAAGAUUGGAGGAUACGUCGAACACUCACAAUUGGCUUACGAGUCACGUACGCUAGAAGAUGGUCACUAUCUUGAUGUUGUGUUCGUUUAUAUAGAGACAUGGUGUAAAGGUCAUAGUUCACUUCCAGACGGCAAAACAAAGUGUUGA